GGCCGCGCUCGGCUUGCCCGGCCCCGGCGGCGGCAUGUCCGGCCGGGAGAGCGUGCAGAUCCCGGACGACGGCGACUUCGAGCACUUCCGAAGGGAAUGCAACUCGGAAGCCGGCUGGCACCUCACCUACCACCGCUCGGGCAUCGCCGUCUGGAUUCAGGUGCUGGAGGCCGAGAAGUCGCUGCACAAGAUCAAGUGCAGGAUGGAUUGCAAAGAGGCCUCGGCGGAAACGCUCUACGACGUGCUGCACGACAUUGAGUACCGGAAAAAGUGGGACACCAACGUCAUCGAGACCUUCGACAUCGGCAAACUCACCGUCAACGCGGAUGUGGGAUACUACGCCUGGAAGUGCCCCAAACCCUUGAAGAACCGGGAUGUCAUCACUCUGCGUUCCUGGCUGCCGAUGGGCAGCGACUACAUCAUCAUGAACUAUUCGGUCAAGCAUCCGAAAUACCCGCCGCGGAAGGACAUGGUCAGAGCCGUCUCCAUCCAAACAGGCUACCUGAUCCAGGGGAAAGGAGCCAAGAACUGCAGCCUCACCUACCUAGCUCAGGUAGACCCCAAAGGUUCUUUGCCAAAGUGGGUGGUGAAUAAAUCUUCUCAGUUCCUGGCUCCCAAGGCUAUGAAGAAGAUGUACAAGGCCUGCCUCAAGUACCCCGACUGGAAGCAGAAGCACAACCCGCACUUCAAGCCCUGGCUCUACCCAGAGCAGAACCCCCUGCCCAGCCUGGCGCUUUCGGACCUCUCCAUCCAGCACGCCGACUCCCUGGAGAACAUUGACGAGAGCAGCCUGGCCGAGACCAAAGAGGAGCGGGCCGAGGGCAGCGACGAGGACAGCGUCAACUGAGGGCCCGCCGGCCGGAGGGAGGGAGGGGAAGGGCGGGGAGGGGCGGGGAGGGGCGUGCCCACCUACCCACCAAUCCACUCUGACCCACCCGGCCUUCUCCUCGUCUGUGUCACUCCUGUGUUUGCAAAGGAGGAAGGGUGGGCCGGCUUCAUUUAGUGCCAGUCGUAGGAG
Pseudonaja textilis is the source of this 1018-nucleotide messenger RNA. The record is from RefSeq and is a predicted model, not a curated record. Lineage: Eukaryota; Metazoa; Chordata; Lepidosauria; Squamata; Elapidae.